CGCUGCUUGUGCACGUGAAUGUCUGACGCGUGCCUCUCUCAUCACUGCAGCCCUCGAUUACGAACGCCAAAUAAAACGAAGCUCAAAAUGAAAUUGCUGUUGGUGAGUCUGCUGGUGGCUUCCACCACGGUGGUGAGCGCUCUGCCUCACAGGGGAUUUGGUGGUGGACACCACGGUGGUGGCUUCGGCGGUGUACACGGCGGUGGAUUUGGUGGUGGCUUCGGCGGUGUACACGGCGGUGGAUUUGGUGGUGGCUUCGGCGGUGUACACGGCGGUGGAUUUGGUAGCGGGCAACACGUUGGUGGCUUCGGCGGUGGAUUUGGUGGCGGACACGGCGGUGGUGGUGGCUACGAUGGUGGAUUUGGUGGCGGACACGGUGGUGGUGGUGGCUUCGAUGAUUUUGCUGGUGGCUUCUGUUGCGUUUGUGAGCGCUCAGCCCCAGUUUGGUGGCAGAAGAAGAGGUGGAUUUGGUGGUGGACGUGGAGGUGGAUUCGGUGGUGGACACGGCGGAUUCGGUGGUGGACACGGCGGAUUUUCGGUGGUGGACACGGUGGAUUAGGUGGAGGUCACGGUGGAUUCGGUGGUGGACACGGUGGGGGACACGGUGGAUUUGGUGGUGGACACGGUGGUGGAUUUGGAGGACACCAUGGAGGACAUCAUGGACGUGAUACCGUAAUUGGAUUGGGCCCUCUAGGUCACGUCCACCUCAACGAAGCUGGCGCACAAAUUCAUCUUGGACGAUAAAAAAACCGAAAAGUGUUUUAUAUUUAUUGUGAUCAGUGCCAUAUUAAACCUAAUUAUGACAAAAGUAUAAUUGCAACCAGUGACAGUAGGUAAAUUCAAUCAAAUAAUGCUAGUUCGUUUUACUGGACCAUGACUUCUGUUCGGCAGACAUUACUCACAAUUCUACUUCGCGGAUCGAUUAAUUCACGGAUGCCAUUUCCUCCGGAUGCUACUAAUUAAAUUUUCGUAUUGAACAUUUUUUAGUAUAUUGUGGGUUUCGGUGACGACUUUUUCUGCUACACAAAUGGUAAUUACAUCACGACUGACGUUCAUAGUGGCUAAAUGGCAUUAAAGGGCUUAAUCUCGACAAAUUUCGAUUUAUCGAAGAUCCUUCCAGGUGACGCAUUCAUAAAUCUUGUUGGGAACAUGUCUUGCUUGGUGAGCAGCAUUAAAAAUAUUAAUUAUUUUCACAGAUUAGGUUUAAAAAGCCAUAAGUACUUGGCUCGAAAAAAGGACAAACUAAAGCAGUUAAAUUAAUCAGAAGCAAGUCUGAGAUCUCAUGAUACAUGUUUACUACGAAAUGGAAUUAAAAUCUUGAUCAUUUUUGUGAGAAGCACUUUUCAAAUAUUUUAGAGGCUAACGAGCGUUAUUGUUUUAAUUGUAAUGGGAGCUUUUUACAUUCAAACCCAAAAAAACUUUCUGAAUGUCGACGAGAAAACUGCAUUUUGUAUUAUUAAAAAAUUUGUGAAAGGCCCCAAAUGUGUUAAAUGCGAUCAAGUGAGCUGUGUUCAAGAGAACAGUGUGUUCAUAUUAUUGUUGUAGUAUGUCAUGGCAUUGUGUUCAUUGCUUAUUAACUGCUAAAAAACAUAAAUGUUUACUAAAUAACUACGUAGGAACGAAGAGUGAAUGCAAAAAUUCGCUGCAUUCAUUAAAAUGUCUUCGAAAAUAUGCGAGCAUAACCUUUGAAAGUGCUGGAUUUUCAAUGGAAGCCUGUAACAGAAGUAUAGGUAUACCGUAACUUACUAAUAAUUUCAGUUUGGGGAAGUUCACUCUUGUAGCCUUGCACGUUCAAGGACAUUUUUUUCUCUUUUUUUAUAAUCUUUUAUUUGUCCUUACUCAGAACAAGCUAUUCAUGUUGGGAGAACAUAGCCGGGAACAAUACUUUUAUUGCCUCCAACUGAUUUAUUUGCGUUACUUGCGACUGAUGAUAUACUGAAGGAAUUGUUUUGUUAAUAAAUUAUUCUCGUUUUUGACUUGUUAAGCCGGGAAUGGUGGCUUUGAAAACGUAGCAUGUCAUUUCUUAUUUGUACAAUUCAUUUGUAAUAUUUUUCUUUACAAUCGAAAUAGGAUAAUUAAAACAUUUGAAACUUAAUCAUUUAAAGGCAAUAAACUUCGUUUAAAUAUGA
This is a messenger RNA of Hyalella azteca, 2129 nucleotides long. Its product is annotated as acanthoscurrin-1-like. The coding region runs from base 19 to 744 and encodes 241 amino acids. NCBI's taxonomy places the organism in Eukaryota, Metazoa, Arthropoda, Malacostraca, Amphipoda, Hyalellidae. The record is from RefSeq and is a predicted model, not a curated record. The transcript has 3 exons.